UCGUAUGUUCUAUUUUUCCUUCGAAAGGAUGAGGUUAAAGAACGAUAGAAGUUGCUGCCUAUAACCUCGAUGCAUCUCCUGAUCAAUCAGCCGCCAUGGAGACUGAAGUGCCCAAAGUACCAGCCAAGAAGAAAGAACCUAGCAAAAGGGCUGCUGCUGCACAGAAGAAGAAGCCCUUGGCAACUGUUUCGGAGAUAUCUGAUGAUGAUGAUGAUGAUUAUAAUGAUAUUAAUGAAAUUGAUGAUGAUGAUGAUGAUGAUGAUGAAGAUAGUGAGAUAGAAGUUGUAGCUACUCCAGAAGCCAGGAAAAAGGGCGGGGGAAAACUGGCUGCAAAUGCAAAGGCAGUUAAGGCCCCUGCAGCGGCAAAGAAGAGAGGUGCAGCGAAUAAGCAGCAGCCUCAGACAUUGGCCCAGAAGCUUUUAACUGACAUGUUAAAGCCUGCUGAAAAUUCCAGGAUUUCACCGGAGAAGAAAGUGAGAAAGAUGAGGGCAUCUCCAUUCAACAAGAAAAGUGGUUCUGUGUUGGGAAGGGUUGGUAAGGUAAAUGAAGUGACUGAAAAUGAAGAAAAUUGGGGUUCUGCUUCUACUUCUGCCAGUACUGAAGAAACUAUUGAAGUUGCACCAGCAAGAGCAAGACCUCAAAGGGUGAACCAAGUUAGAAAACAAGAUGCUGAUGAAAAGUAUGACUCAAUUAACUUGGUGCUAUGGGCCAGGUAGUUGCCCAUCAAAGAGGGUCGCAUGGGCUAGAGAAUUGAUAGACGAAGAAGCAGAACAGUUCCUCAUGCCUCGUUUCAUUGACCCAGAUUCAGAAAGACCUUGGCUUGCCCAAAGAAUGGCCUUGAGGAGACCAUAUUCUGCGUAAAGUUAAUGGAAGGAGACCUGCUUAUGCUUCCCAGCAACUAAUAUAAGAUCUGCAUAAUACGUUUUAUUUUUAAGUCUUUGAUUGGUCAAGUUAUGAGAGAAUAGCAUGGUGCCUUUUGAUGUAUGAACUUCCUCUAUAGAUUGUUUGGCUUAUAUUUUGUGAACUUGUCCGAUCAGCUUGUGUUAAGAUUCUUUCAAAUAGUGUUUCAAAAAGGGACAGUAUCAUUCUGAGCAAUUCGUGACUGAUGGUUUUGUAGAAGCAAGAUGGUUUCUCCAUUUGAAAAACCAGUUUUAGUU
Molecule: messenger RNA, 1157 nt
Organism: Quercus lobata
Lineage: Eukaryota; Viridiplantae; Streptophyta; Magnoliopsida; Fagales; Fagaceae
Product: DNA topoisomerase 2-like
Exons: 4
Coding region: 96-716 (206 amino acids)
Source: RefSeq, a predicted model, not a curated record